Messenger RNA from Doryrhamphus excisus (bluestripe pipefish), 2005 nucleotides. It is a transcript of the gene shmt1, whose product is annotated as serine hydroxymethyltransferase 1 (soluble). The record is from RefSeq and is a predicted model, not a curated record. Gene Ontology annotation, cellular component: nucleus; cytoplasm; mitochondrion. NCBI's taxonomy places the organism in Eukaryota, Metazoa, Chordata, Actinopteri, Syngnathiformes, Syngnathidae. Gene Ontology annotation, molecular function: pyridoxal phosphate binding; glycine hydroxymethyltransferase activity. Gene Ontology annotation, biological process: tetrahydrofolate interconversion.
AACAAGCUGCUGGUAAAACAUUAAACGAAGAAGCAGAAGAGCGACUCACUUGAUUGGUCCAAACUUUCGCGGAUUUUAUAUUUCGUCAUUGUUCUAUUUUUUUCCUGCCUCGUGAUUAAAGUUUCGCUUUUGUCAGCGACGGAAGCUUCUCUUCCUGCUUCUUAGAUCAUCACUGCAACAACAACAACAACAACAAUAACAACCAUGUCUUUAACAAACGGCAACAAUAUCACCAAAGAAACAUGGGAUUCUCACAACAAGAUGAUGUUGGAGCCACUGGCUGUCAAUGACUCGGAGGUUUUCUCCAUCAUCAAGAAAGAGAAGCACCGUCAGACAUAUGGACUGGAACUGAUUGCAUCCGAGAACUUCACUAGCAGAGCUGUUCUAGAGGCUCUGGGUUCUUGUAUGAACAACAAGUACUCUGAAGGAUAUCCCGGUCAGAGGUACUACGGCGGUACGGAGCAUGUUGACGAGUUGGAGAGACUCUGCCAGAAGAGGGCGCUAGAGGCUUACGGUCUGGAGUCUGAGAGAUGGGGAGUGAACGUGCAGCCAUAUUCCGGUUCUCCGGCCAACUUUGCCAUCUACACUGCCAUUGUGGAGCCCCAUGGUCGCAUCAUGGGUCUGGAUCUUCCAGAUGGAGGUCAUUUAACGCACGGCUUCAUGACGGAGAAGAAGAAAAUUUCGGCGACAUCCAUCUUCUUUGAGUCCAUGCCUUAUAAGGUGAACCCAGAAACCGGUUACAUCGACUACGACCGACUGCAAGAAAACGCACGUCUCUUCCACCCCAAGCUCAUCAUUGCAGGAACUAGUUGUUAUUCCCGCAAUAUCGACUACGCCCGCAUGAGGCAGAUCGCCAACGAGAACGGUGCAUUUCUGAUGGCAGACAUGGCGCACAUCAGUGGCUUGGUAGCCGCCGGUGUCGUGCCUUCACCCUUUGACUGCUGUGACAUUGUUUCCACGACAACGCACAAAACGCUGCGUGGCUGCAGAGCUGGAUUGAUUUUUUUCAGGAAAGGUCUACGAAGCGUGGACGCUAAGGGGAAGGAGAUCAUGUACAAUCUUGAGUCCUUAAUCAAUCAGGCUGUGUUUCCAGGGCUACAAGGCGGACCACACAACCACGCCAUUGCAGGUGUCGCUGUAGCACUCAAACAAGCCAUGACGCCUGAGUUCAAAGCUUACCAGACGCAGGUUCUUGUCAACUGCAAAGCGUUGUCCGAAGCCCUCGUUCAGCACGGCUACAAGAUUGUCACUGGUGGUUCUGACAAUCAUCUCAUCCUGCUGGACCUGCGUGGCAAAGGAACCGAUGGAGGGAGAGCUGAGAAGGUCCUGGAAGCAUGCGCUAUUGCUUGUAAUAAAAACACCUGCCCAGGGGACAAGAGUGCUUUGCGCCCCAGUGGACUAAGAUUUGGCUCUCCAGCUCUGACCUCCAGAGGCAUGGUGGAAGAUGACUUUAGGAAGGUGGCAGCGUUCAUUCACAGAGCCAUUGAGUUGACCUUGGAGGUGCAAAGAAGUCUGGAUCCCAAAGCCCCUCUGAAGGAGUUCAUCCAGGCAUUAGCCCAGGAAGAGAAGUUUCAGCAGCGUGUAGCAGAGAUCAGGACUGAGGUGGAGGCUUUCGCCAGCCAUUUCCCCAUGCCUGGUCUCCCUGAGCUGUAGAGCAUUGAUGGCCUUCCAGAUACGGGGGUAUCUGGACUGAUAAUCACGGCAGAUAUUACACAUGUUGGAGGUCUUAAUUUGUGAUACAUGGCUGAUCUUUCCGUUCAGGAUUUUUUGUGCUUUCCUCUACUGCAGCUUUGGCUGCAUUUAAGCUUUAAAGGUCAGAGAAAUUUCCACAUCUUUUGUAUUCUCUCUAAACACUCUGAAAUUUUCUUCCAGGGCAGUUGUGCAGAUUGUUGCAUUAAGUAUGACAAUCAGUUUUUGUCAAUUAUACUGUACACCAUAUCAUCAACACCAGGGUAUAUGGAAUGUAUUUAAAAUACAGCCAAUAAAAUCUAAUUGUUUGAAUAAA